Messenger RNA from Toxorhynchites rutilus septentrionalis, 2040 nucleotides. Its product is annotated as phospholipase A1-like. Gene Ontology annotation, biological process: lipid metabolic process. The coding region runs from base 600 to 1649 and encodes 349 amino acids. The transcript has 5 exons. Gene Ontology annotation, molecular function: lipase activity. The record is from RefSeq and is a predicted model, not a curated record. NCBI's taxonomy places the organism in Eukaryota, Metazoa, Arthropoda, Insecta, Diptera, Culicidae.
CGAGCAUCCGAGUACGCGCCGCUCGGAAGAACGGUCGAUUCUCCUCGAUCUGCUAUAAAAUUAAACAUUUAUUCGCAAUCUCCAGCACAUAACAAGUGCCGGUUGGCCCAACGAUUUGGCACUAUUUCCCGCCGCCAAGCAAGAACACACCUCCAUUGGAUGUUUUUGUUGGUGGAGCGAUGCGAUUAACGCCUCAUACUAAAAGCUCGGCGUAUCCGUAAGAAUUUUUACUCAGGCGUACUACAUCGGCGGAGGCAGUUGCAUUAGUCAAACUUUUUUCACUUCUAUUUCUAUUCGUUCCUUGUAAAUGCCGGUGAGAGUGGUAGCGCAAGCUUACGGAUCUUUCAGUACUGAAUUACGCGCCAAACGAAUCGAUCGAUUUUGGAUUAUUGCAUUGUUGGUUCGGCUAACCAAUAUUUGGGUUGCGCGCUACUCCUAAGAAAGGAACGAUGAUCUUUAUGGACAGUCUCAACAGUUUCUAUGUGCAACUGAAAUCAUAAUAUGUAAAAGAAAUGUGAGAUCUGUGGCAGAAGUGAAGUUAGAAAAAAUGCUAGAGAUAACGGUGUAACCAACGAUAUGAAUUAAUAAUACCAGUGAGGAUGUGCAGAUACGCAGUGAAACCAUUUGUCAGUGUCAUAUUUUUUAUCAGCUUGAGAGUAAACGCACGAGAAUUCAAUUUUGGACCAUGCAACUUCCAAUAUCUGGAGCCAUGUAAUCCGGAUACAAUUCAGUUCUACCUAUUUACCAGUGAUAGUCCAGGGGAAGCACCGAUUCUGUUGAACAACAUCGAUCCGAUAGUACCAGCCCACAUCAAUCUCACCUACGGAAGCAAAAUGAUUGUACAUGGCUACGGUGGAAACAUUGAUUUCAAUGCAACAAGGAUGAUUCGUAACGCCUAUCUGAAGCAACCUCGCACCAACGUCCUCGUGGUAGAUUGGGGGAAACUCUCGAAAUUACCCUGCUAUCCCACGGCGGCUUUCAACACGAAGCAAGCCGGCGAGUGUACCGCGACGUUCCUGAUAGGCCUUAAAGCAAAUUACCCGGAGUUCGAUUGCCGGGAACUACACGCCAUAGGAUUCAGUCUGGGGGCCCACGUUCUCAGCUUUACUAGCAACGCGCUGGAGAAAUCCAUUGGAACAAAAUUCAGGCGGAUUACAGGACUGGACCCCGCCCUUCCGUUCUUCGCAACCGCCCGUCCCCACUGGAAGCUGGACUUAACAGAUGCGGACUUCGUCGAUGUGAUACACACGAACGCUGGCGUUUACGGGAAGAUUGAAACCUGUGGACACGUGGAUUUCUACAUCAAUGGAGGUGGAACACAGCCUAUGUGCGACAAUGAUUCCAAUCAGCCUCUCUGCAGCCACAUGAUGGCCCCCAUUUACUUCGCCGAGUCGAUCGCUAGCAAAAUUGGCUUCUGGGCAACGAAAUGUACCAGCUAUUUCGCGUACUUUUUUGGUUUCUGCCGAUACCACGCCGAACAGCAGCAAUUAACAAUCGAUGACGAUAGCCGGGGCCAGGAAAUUGGCUACAGUGAAAACAAUGUGUUCGACAGCAAUCGAAUAUUGAUGGGGGAGUACUGUUCGAAUACCGCCGAAGGAGUAUAUUUCGUUCCAACCAAUAAAAAGCCACCGUACGCCAUGGGUUAUUGAGAAGAUUGAACAUCGUUUUACCGAACCGGCGCAAUAGCGCGGGUCGCCGUUUCUAAGUGAUCUUUUGACAGCAUUACGGAAAGUUGAAAUGUUUUUGGAACGACCAUCGAGAUGACCAGUUUGAAGCAGCCAGAAGCUGGAGGUGACAUUUCAUCGUAUACCAAACUUGUCUACUAGGUUUAUGUGGAAUUUGAAGAUUAAAUACAAGUAUGACCACAAUCUGAGUUUAAAAUAUAUUCAUACUUGAACUGGACGGUCAAACGAACAAACUAUCGUAAAGUUGAAAGAAUCUACCACCAGAGUGGAAUAUGAAAACUAACAGUUACCAUUAGUAAUUACCAGUUGUUUCAGUUGAAUUAGAAAAUGAAUGUUUUGUUAAGUUAUAUUUAUA